UAGAUAUAUAAGACGAAAACAUUGUAGAUCAAAUUACACUUUUCAAAAUGUUCCGAUUGUGUCUUUUUACAGUGCUUUUGGUGGCCGUAGCAGUUAACUGUCUACCAGCCAAGUCUGGGCCUAAAUUGGGCAGAAUCCCACUUAAAAAGGGAAAACUCACCAAAAAUGUGAUUGAUCAAAUUGGACCACACAGAGAAGCUUUGAGAAAGCGUUACUCUAAUAAAAAUUUGGGAAGUGCCAUUGAACCUUUAACCAACUAUUUGGAUGCCCAAUACUACGGACCAAUCUCCAUCGGAACUCCCGCCCAAAACUUCACCGUAAUUUUUGACACCGGUUCUUCCAACUUGUGGGUUCCUUCAGUGAAAUGCGGAUUUUUAAACAUUGCCUGCAAGACCCAUAACAAAUACAACUCUGCGGCCUCUUCUUCCUACAAAGCUGAUGGAAGUUCUUUUGGAAUCCAAUAUGGAACUGGAAGUUUGACUGGAUUCCUUUCCGUCGACUCCGUCUCUAUUGCUGGAUUGACCGUCAAGGAACAAACUUUCGGUGAAGCAAUCAACCAACCAGGUGUUACCUUCGUUGCAGCCAAAAUGGACGGAAUCUUGGGAAUGGCAUACGACACCAUCUCCGUUAACGGAGUUAAACCUGUUUUUGACAACUUGGUUGCUGAAGGAGCCGUAGACGAACCCGUAUUCUCUUUCUACCUUAACAGAGACCCCAACGCCGAAAACGGAGGAGAAAUCUUGUUCGGAGGAGCUGACCCCAACCACUACACCGGAGACAUCACCUGGGUGAACGUGGACAAAAAAGCUUACUGGCAAAUUCCCGUAGAAGGCAUGUCCAUCGAAGGAGCCAAAACUAAACUUUGCGACGGUGGCUGCGAAAUGAUCGCCGAUACUGGCACCAGUCUCAUCGCUGGACCUUCCAAAGAAGUCAAAGCCAUCAACAAGAUGAUUGGUGCUUUGGAUAUCGGAACAGCCGCUAUAGUUAGUUGCAAAAACAUCGACAGUCUUCCAGAUAUCCACUUCCAAAUUGCCGGGAAAAAAUUCACCCUUACCGGAAAAGACUACAUCAUGCAGAUUGAAAAUAUGGGAGAAACCAUGUGUAUAUCUGGAUUUAUGGGUAUGGAUAUCCCACCACCAUCUGGUCCCCUUUGGAUCCUUGGUGAUGUUUUCAUCGGAAAAUAUUACACCAUCUUCGAUGCCGGUAACGACCGUGUUGGGUUUGCUGAAUCCAAAUAAUUUUUGAAAAAGUGUAAAUAAAUGUUAAUAAAUAAUAUGCAAUUAA
Molecule: messenger RNA, 1284 nt
Organism: Brassicogethes aeneus
Lineage: Eukaryota; Metazoa; Arthropoda; Insecta; Coleoptera; Nitidulidae
Source: the annotation of a GenBank genome assembly